UAUUUAAACUUGGAAAUGGCGCUUUUUUGUUAGGCAAAAUGUUAUUUGGUUUUAAAGUAUAAGGAACUGGUUUGCAUUUUAGUCGAAUGUUCAAACACGGUUUUAUUGUUGUGAAAAACAUGACUUUCUAUUUGCAAGCUUUUAUCAUAUUUGCAACGGGAGUGGAGAUUUUUGGACAUGAAGGUCCAAAAGUAGCUCCAUUUUCAUCACUUGUUAAACCUGUGAUUGGUGGCAAGACUUCUUUCACUUGUCAAAGUCUUUCCGGAUCGUCUCCUUUGCAGAUAAUCUGGCUCAAAGAUGGUAAAGAACUUCAAGAUUCCUCAUUUAUUCGCAUUCGCUCUAAUGAGGAACCUUCAACUCUGACAAUUGACUCAAUUCAAUCGAGUCAUUCUGGAAAUUACACUUGCAGGAUAUCAAACAGACAUGGAUCAGAUUCUUACACUAGUGAACUUUUAGUAACAGGUCCACCAAAUUGGGUUAAAAAACCAAGUAAUGUGAAAUCAAAAAUACACCAAAUGAUAAACAACCAAUGUUUGGUCUCUGGAUAUCCCAAACCUAGAAUAACAUGGAAAAAACUACAAGGAUCAACAUGGAAUCAAUUUGAUGCAAAUGGUCAACAUAAUCAUAAUUUACAAAUUGUGAAUGCAACAAAAUCACAUGAAGGAAGAUAUGGAUGCUUAGCUUCAAAUGGAAUUGAACCUGAUCUUUGGUCAGAGUUUGAUAUUUCAAUAGAGGUUUUCCCGGCUAAAUUCAAGGAAAAGAAAACUUAUGUCUCCACCAAACGUGAUACCUCACUUGAAUUGGAAUGCUCAGCUGAAGGAGACAAACCAUUAACCAUCAAAUGGUCUAAAGAUUCGGUACUUCUCAAUAAAUCUGGUUAUCAACGAUACACUAUCACAGAUUCACCAACAACAGAUGGUUUAAAAAGUGUUCUAACCGUAAGAUCAGCUGAUUUGGUUGAUGAUGGUUCAUAUCUAUGUGUAGCUGAAAAUGAAUUUGGCAAAGAUGAAAGAAACAUUCGAGUUACAAUUAUUGAAGCUCCACCAGCUCCACAAAAUGUAAUGAUCCGGCAAACAUGGUCUAGAAGUGCUAGUUUGAACUGGGCUGCUCCAUCUUCCAAUGUCUCGCCUGUCUUGGGUUACAUUGUUCGCUACUGGAAAAUCAUUGGUUUAGGAGCAAAUGAACGACUCCGAGAAAUAAAUGUUUCCUCACCUAUGAAUUCGGUUUUGAUUAACUCUUUAGAACCUGGUUGCUUAUACGAGGCUGAGAUUAUAGCUAUCAAUGAAGUAGGGGCUGGACAACCUUCCCGAACAAUUAAAUUUGAAACUGGAGAAGAAGAACCAACUGGAGCUCCAAUUGAUUUACAAGCUAUCGCCCGAGGUCCAACAACUAUUCGAGUUUCAUGGAAGCCACCUACUAGGGAUAAAUGGAAUGGUAAAAUAUUAGGAUAUUACGUUGGUUUUCGCCGCACUGGUGACUUUAAGACCCCAAAUUCGUACAAAACAGUUGAUGCUGCCUCUCAUAAUAAUACUUAUGAAUAUUUGCUAACUUCAUUGGUUAAAGGAACAGCCUAUUCUAUCACGGCAAAGGCUUACAAUUCUGCUGGCAGUGGACCAGAGUAUCAAGAAAUAAUAGCAGAGACUUUGCUUGGUAAUGUUCCACCCGCUCCAAGAUUUAAAGUACUUUCAGCAGCAUCAGAUUCUCUCAAUUUGAGGUACAACGUUGUCCCUGAUUCUACUCCUGUUCAACUGUUGCAGCUUCAUUUUAAAGAAGUUGGUGAAUUUGACUGGAAAGAAUUUGCUUUGACUUACGAAGGUAAGGACACUAAUGAAUACACUUUGAGCAGUCUGAACCCUUCAACUGUUUAUAAACUUUACCUGACUGCUUCUAAUGAACAUGGAGUAAGCGAUCCAAGUCAAAUAAUCACUGCCAAAACUGCUCGAUCUUUGAAUGAUUUAUCAUCCAUCUCUGGUCCAUUUGAUUCAACUUCUCUCCUGGGCCCUGGAUCAUCGUCUUUUGGUGAUAUGGUUUACUUCCCAGCAAUUACUAUUAGUAUUGCUUCCAUUAUCAUUGUUAUUGUCAUCGCAUUUGUGUUUGUCAAAAAAGCACGCUUGGAUGCUUCAACCAAAUCCAAUUUCGAGUUUUGUCAAGCUUCCCAGACAGGAAUUUUGGCUCAUAAUCGAGCCACUGGAACUACUUUUGGAACAGUUCAGAGAUUCAUUGAUCAUGACAAAACAAUGUCAUUGGUUGCUACUGGACCAUGCGACGAUGGUUUAAAUACGCUACCAACACCAUACUCUAAAAUUCCUAUCGGAACAGAGAAACGAAACUCAACAUUGGCUGAUACUCGUCAUUUCUAUGAUUAUCCACAAAUUGCACCGAAAAUCACCAUGUUUCCAGUGAGGAAAGGAGGAAAACUGACUACUUAUAUGAAUCUCUCUAGAUUCUGUGUUUCAAAUGCUGCAUCUUUUCACGAGGAUGAAGACUAUGAAAGAAUGCCCUUUUUACCUCAACCAAAGAAACCCGCUCGACCUAAGCGUGCUGCUAUUUAUAGAAAUGUUAUGCCUCCUCGAUACUUGCAAAUGGCAACAAAUCAAAAUUGGAAUGAUGUAUGGCCAGCCGCUAAAUCGUUUAAUCCGUCCAGUGUACCUUUACCUGUUUUUAUGGGCUGGUUAAAGGGUCAACCUAGGCUUGGGAAAUUCAACAACCCUGAACUAGUCAAGAUUCCCAAUUUCUUUCAUUUGACUCCUCCAAAUAUCAAAAAACAAUGUAUGGCUCUGAAAAAAUUUUGCAGUCCAUGGCCAGAGGGACUUGAGACGGAUGAAAAAAUUGAGAAACAUUUUCCUGUUGAAAUAGUGACAAGAGAUUAUUGUCAUGCAUCACCUACUAUAAGAGAUCCACGAGCUCGAACGAUAACCAUGAGAUUUAAAUUAUCACAACUGGAAUUGGAUGAUCACAGUAGGGAUAAAAUAAUUCGUCUUUUGGGCAAAAGAUACAAUCCUUUAAACGAUUUAGUCACUAUUGAAACCUCUUCGUGUCCUUUCAAAAAGCAAAAUAUUGACUAUGCUUUUUACCUAUUAACAGUUGUUUACUAUGAAUCAUGGAAAACCGAAUCUUGGGAAGAACUGAAAGAACCUCAAGACUGGGAAAGAUUCUUUUUUGAAAAGAGCUCAUCUCGAAAGAAAAUUUUAGAUUUUCUAAAGACGGUAGACAUAAAUGCUGAAACUAAAAAGGAAGAUAUUAAGGAAUACGAAGAAGCAAUCAAAGAUAUCGUAGAUAAUCAAGAAAAUGAUGAAACAGUGGAUGCUUAUGGAAGAAUUCCAGCCGAAUUUAAGGAAAAAAAUACAGCUGUAUCUACCAAAAAAGGUAAUUCCCUUGAACUGGAAUGCUCAGCUGACGGUGACCAGCCAGUUACUGUCAAAUGGUUCAAAGACUCUACCCCAAUCGACAAGGUUGAUCCACUUAGAUAUCAAAUAACGGACGCACCAAAUAACGAUGGAACUAAGAGUAUGCUUACAGUUAACUCAGCUGAUGUCAAAGACGAUGGUCUUUAUCUUUGUUUGGCGGAAAAUUCAUUCGGAAAAGAUGAGCGAAAAAUUCGUGUCACCAUUAUUGAGCCUCCACCAGCUCCUCUAAACUUUGCCGUUCAACAAGUUUGGUCUCGAACUGUGAGUGUUUCUUGGGCUAAGCCUCCUGAGAGUAAAACUUCAAUUCUCAGUUAUAUCAUAAGGUAUUGGAAAGUUUCAUCUCCUGGUGUCAAUGACCGUCUUCACGAAAUAAACGUUUCUUCUUCACUAAACCUACAUUUGAUCAAAGAUCUAGAACCUGGAAGUCAAUAUGAAUCUACUGUUAUUGCUGUCAACGAAGUUGGCUCUGGUGCACCUUCACAGAAAAUCAGCUUUGUUACCGGUGAAGAGGAGCCAUCUGGAGCACCAGUUGAUCUUCAUGCAAUUGCACGAGGUCCAACAACGGCUCGCUUGGCUUGGAGAUCACCUCCUAGAAAUACUUGGAAUGGCAAACUGCUUGGCUUUUAUGUCGGUUAUCGAUUGGUUGACGACUACAAAACUCCGCAUUCAUUUAAAACUGUUUCUAUUGCUGAAUCAAACUCAUCACACCAUGAAUACUUUUUGAGAUAUUUGAUGAAGGGUGCUAAAUAUUCUAUCAUUUUGAAAGCUUUCAAUUCUGCUGGAAGUGGACCUGAAAGUUCAGAAAUAACUGUUGAAACUUUAUCUGGUGAUGUUUCCAACCCACCACGAUUAUUUGUAUCUACAGUUACUACUGACUCAAUAACUGUAGGUUAUUCACUUCCUUCUGGUUCCAAUAAGAUCCAAAAUCUCGAUUUGCAUUUCAAAGAAGGUGAUGAUUCUGAUUGGCGUGAGAUGGACUUUUUCCUUGAAAAUAAAGAUGUCGGUGAAUAUACUUUAACAGCUCUCAAUCCUGAUACUAUUUACACAAUUUAUUUGACUGCUUCAAAUGAGAAUGGAGUCAGUGACCCUUCAAAUAUUAUUAAAACCCGAACCGUUCGCUCUCAUCGAGACAACUUUGCUAUCGGGUCAAUUUUUGAUGGUUCAAAUGGUCAAUAUGGUGAUAGUAGAGCUUUUGUUGGUGUCUUGUCGAUCAUUAUUGCCGUAUCCACCAUCAUCAUUGUCAUUGUCAUAGCAUUUGUCUAUGUAAGGAAAGCUCAAUUAGAGGCAUCAACCAAACCCAACUUUGAGUUUGCUUUAGCCACUGGAACUCUUCCGCUCAAUAAAUCAAUACCCAAUUUCGGCACUGAACGGCGAUUCACCGAUCCAGAAAACACUAAACCCUUGAUGAAUGGUACUAUGACUUUGGAUCAUCAUGCUAAUCAAUAUCCAGUCUCAUAUUCAAACUUGCCAACUGAAAAUAGACACUCGAAGAUGGUUGAUCCUUCUCAUAUCUAUGAUUUUCCACGAUAAUUAUUAUCAACUCUUGCUGAUAUUCAACUGGCAUCUACCAUUUAUCAAUAAUUUUUGCUCUAUUUCCACUUUGUUCUAUCAAUUAUUGCACGUUCAUUAUCUCAAAGCUUGAACUUGCUUUUUUCACUUAGCAUUUUCGACUCCACAAGAUACCAUAAUAGACAAGACUCAGCAUUCAAUUAGUUAGUUUGUUUCUUACCAAUAUUUGACAUUUUUUUAUCAUAAACCAUAACAAUUCUUGAUCAGAAGCAAGGCUAGUAAGAAGAAAGUCAUAAUUGAAAUAGAUUAUCAAUUGCACUUCAUAACUCUUCAAUAGAUUGUGUCAAAAAUUGAUUCUUCGAUCUCAUUAUCUCAACUGGUCAAUUCGUUUUCAUUUCCUGGACAAUUUAUAAUACUUAAUUGAUAUCUUAUUACAUCCCGCUAGUUCAAUUAUUAACUCAUGAUAAUCUUUAAUCUUUAAAAUUUCACUUCGACUAUCUUAGACAUACAAUGCAUGUGUGUUUUCUCGUUUAAAUAAUUUCAUUUCAAAUGGCUAUGAAACAGGCUCAACUUAUAUUCAUUCUGUAAUGUCAAAGUGCAGAUUAUUACAUUCUGCACCAAAAGGAACUAACAGUAAAACUCUUUCAUUGUCAUUAAACUUUACCCAAAGGUGUGUCUGCUAAA
Tetranychus urticae (two-spotted spider mite) is the source of this 5600-nucleotide messenger RNA. NCBI's taxonomy places the organism in Eukaryota, Metazoa, Arthropoda, Arachnida, Trombidiformes, Tetranychidae. The record is from RefSeq and is a predicted model, not a curated record.